Messenger RNA from Linum tenue, 3456 nucleotides. The record is from the annotation of a GenBank genome assembly. Lineage: Eukaryota; Viridiplantae; Streptophyta; Magnoliopsida; Malpighiales; Linaceae.
GUGAAUUCCUUUCCUGUCACCAAGAGCUUGCAGCAAAGCCUACAGCAAGAGCAACAUCUUCAUUGGUGUGAUGGUCAUCGAUAUGAAUGUCACCUGUUGCUCUCACAUGUACAUCGAAUAGCCCAUGCGACGCGAGUUGCUACAAUCGAUCAAACAAUCAACCAACCGAAAGGUGGGUAAUAUCAUCAUCAAAUCCAGAGCAAAAAAAAGGCAAUCGAGCAGUGGACCAAAAAUGAAAAGGGAGAAGUUGCGAAGUGUAAAGUGAUGAUGUACAGACGUCCACUAACAUCUAACAUGUGAUCAAGAAAUGGGAUUCCCGUAGACGAAUCAGCAACCCCAGUACCAUCCAAGUUAAUUUUCGCAAAAACAUUGGUCUCUUUGGUGACCCUCUUCACUUCCCCAAAUCGACCGCCAACUGCCGGUACCGGCGAAGCGGCGGAGAUGGAAGAGGCGCCGUUGUCCGCGGCGGCGCGUGGGGUUUUGGAUUUUGACGUCAGUGACGGUCGGUCCAUUGGUCUCGGGCUUAAAGGGAAGACUGGGUAUUGAAUCCGUGUGAACGGCGCGGUGUGACUUUGGGGAAGAUUUCGAAGCCGCCGCAAGGUGGAGGAGCUAGGGAUGCCGGACGGAAGGGUGAGCUCCAUGGGCGAUCAACGGUGAACAAAGAGGAGUUGGUCGUGCGUCGUCCAAGGGUUAACUGGUCUUUCAACGGCGUUAAGGAAAGUUAGGAUGUGAUUUGUAAGGUUAAAAACUUAAAACUUUAAGACUAUUCACCGUAAAAGUUUAGCACGCAAAUGAAAAAGAAAAGGAAAUCAAUUGUGGUUGUGGGGUGGCCAAACGACGGCGGAAUAACCAUCGUGACGGUGAAAGGAGGUUAGUUCACUUCCCAGGAUUCAGUAACUCCGGAAACACCGCUCCAUUCCCAUAUUUGGUUUUUAGUUCCAACUCUAUUUCAUCGGUCACGCCAUCUCAAGACCUUCAAGCUCUCUGUUGUCUUCCCCAAUUACAGUCUCUCCUUGGACUGCUGAAUCGAUCGGACCAGAACCAUGGCGGAAAUACUCUCGUCUCUGAGGUCUUUAAUGGCUGCUCACUCUCCUCCUUUGGAUGCGUUGGUCGUUCCAUCUGAAGAUUAUCAUCAGAGCGAGUAUGUAUCUGCAAGGGAUACAAGGCGCGAAUUCGUUUCUGGUUUUACUGGAAGCGCUGGUUUGGCUCUUAUCACAAAGGAUGAGGCAAGGUUAUGGACAGAUGGGCGCUACUUUCUGCAGGCUGAGCAACAACUGAGCAAUGAGUGGACCCUUAUGCGAAUGGCCGAGGAUCCUGCUGUGGAUGUCUGGAUGGCUGAGAAUUUACCAGAGGAAGCUGCUGUUGGUGUCAAUCCAUGGUGUAUAUCAGCAGACACUGCUCACAGAUGGGAGUCUGCUUUUGCAAAGAAAAAGCAGAAGCUAGUCCAAACUGCUACGGACAUAGUAGACGAGAUCUGGAAAAAUCGGCCAGCUGAUGAAGCAAAUCCAGUUGUUGUCCAGCCGCUGGAGUUUACUGGUUGUUCAGUUGCAGAAAAGCUGCAUGAUUUGAGGGGGAAGUUGAAAGCUUCAAAAGCUCGUGGUAUUAUUAUUACCACCCUUGAUCAGGUUGCUUGGUUGUUUAAUAUCCGAGGAAGUGAUGUCCCAUACUGUCCAGUUGUUCAUGCAUUUGCUCUCGUAACUCUCAACUCUGCUUUCCUAUAUGUAGACAGAAGGAAGGUGUCUUCUGAGGUAAACUCGUAUAUGGAAGAGAAUGCUAUAGAAGUCCGGGACUACACUGCAGUGAGCUCAGAUGUUGCACUGCUUGCAUCUGAUCAGCUUGACUCAACGAGUACUAUCAAUCGAAAGCCUAAGGCGGAGACAGUUAGAAAUGGUACAACUGAAGCGGAAGGGGCUGGGGUUGACCUUGUGUGGGUUGACUCUUCCUCUUGCUCGUAUGCUUUGUAUUCAAAACUGAAUCUGGAGAAGGUGUUCCAGCAACAGUCACCCUUGGCCCUUGCAAAAGCACUGAAGAACCCAGUUGAGUUGGAUGGCUUGAGAAAGUCUCACAUACGGGAUGGUGCUGCUGUCGUACAAUAUCUUGUCUGGUUGGAUAAGCAGAUGCAAGAUAUAUACGGGGCUUCUGGUUACUUCUUGGAAGGGGAGACAGACAAGAAGAAAAAAGAUUUGAGAACUACAAAACUGACAGAGGUGACAGUUAGCGACAAGCUGGAGAGCUUUAGGGCAUCAAAAGAGCAUUUUAGAGGUUUGAGUUUCCCUACAAUCUCCUCAGUUGGUCCAAAUGCAGCAAUCAUCCAUUACGGGCCUCAGCCUGAAACAUGUGCUGAAGUCGACCCAGACAAGAUCUACCUGUUUGAUUCUGGAGCACAGUAUUUGGAUGGGACAACUGACAUAACCCGGACAGUACAUUUUGGCGUCCCAUCUACACAUGAGAAAGCGUGCUACACUGCGGUUCUGAAGGGUCAUAUUGGUCUGGGCAAUGCGAGAUUUCCUAAUGGAACCAAUGGUCACACCCUUGACAUUCUUGCUCGAAUUCCCUUGUGGAAGAGCGGUCUUGAUUAUCGCCACGGUACUGGCCAUGGAAUCGGAUCUUUUCUAUUUGUUCAUGAAGGUCCUCAUCUAAUCAGUUUUAGGCCAUCCGCUCGCAACGUUCCCAUCCAAGCUUCCAUGACAGUAACAGAUGAACCUGGAUACUACGAGGAUGGCAACUUCGGCAUAAGAUUGGAGAAUGUGCUUGUAGUCAACGAAGCCGACACCAAAUUCAAUUUUGGUGACAAGGGCUACUUGGAAUUUGAGCACAUAACAUGGGCACCAUAUCAGCGAAAGCUGAUCGAUGUCAGCCUGCUUGUUCCUGAAGAGAUCGAAUGGCUGAACACGUACCACUCGAGAUGCAGCGAGAUUCUUGCACCGUAUUUGAAUGAAAACGAGCGAUCAUGGCUGAGCAAAGCUACCGAACCUGUGACCGUUGCUUGAGUUACUGAUUGGAACCGCGACUCCAUGACCAUCCCAAACAAUGAAACAUUUGCUAGAUGGUCACUGUAAUCGGUAUAUACUCUUAGCCUGGUCGUCGUUCCUGCUUCCUAGUCUCUGUGAAUACAACGAAACCCUAAAUUCUCCGUUGACUUUAGUGGUACAUGAAAAGCAGACCAGCGGUGUUGCCCUGAGGCUGGCGGCAUUUCCUGUUGCUCUCUUUGACGCAGCCUAGCAGCAGGGUCCAAACGCGAAAUGUCCAUUGCAGUAAAUUACAGUUUAGUAUCUAAAGUUUUCAUAUUUUACAACCUGAUACUUAUAUUUUAAUUUUUAUACGAAAAUGUUAUUGGGGAAUUACAAUUUUGUACCUAAAAUCUUUAAUUAUAACAUUUAGUUUGUACUUUUAUCAUAUAGAAUCUCCAAAAUAACUAGAUUACGCUAGUACUUUAUCCUAUUGAUCGAAGUAAAC